AUGUUGCAACACCGACAUAACGCUUCAACCUCACAGCUGUCCUCUUCCUCCUCGAUUGGAUCUAUGAUGAACCACAGAGACCUGGAAGCGGAACUGGAUGAAUACCUGUCCGAAUAUAAACUGCAGGCACCUACUGAGCCGAUCAGUCACUAUGCGGAUGGAGAGCUAGAAGCCGAAUGGUUAAACGCCGCAGGGUUUCCCCAGCUUACCAGAGCCUUCGAGGAGGGUCGCGAGCUUUCCACCACAGAGUUGGCACCGGUGAUCGCCAGCCUCUCGGUGGCACAUGCGGAAGCAGUCAAGCAGCGAGUGAAAGCGCUCAACCGAACUGUCCGUGGAAGGACGCGCAAUCGGGGCAGCAAAAAGCCGGACAUUCGGGAUGUCUUCCGAGAUCUGGACUCUUCGAGUACCGGCACCCGAUCCCGCAGCGCAACUCCCGAUUCGCUGGACUCGUUGCCCGGCGACGAAAGCUGGAACAGCAAUGGCACCAACGGUACCCACCAUCAUCACCACAUUCCAAGCUUCGUGUCCGUCUUUGACGGGGGCAACGGGCCAGUGGUACGACCAACGCCAGUUCGCGGCAAGCAGAACCUAAGGCGGACGCCCAGUGCACCAUUGCGCGGUUCGGCGGAACUGUUCCGGGGUACACACGUGCGCUGUGACAUUCCCUUCCAUAAUGAGGGAAUAGAACUGCUCAACUUUCAAAGGUUGGGAACCAUCCACAUACCAAGGAUUCGAUCGGGUUCUGAUCCAUCCUGCACGAUUGGUCCACACGCCGGACAGCACAUUUCUGGUACCCGCAGCCACACUAACCUGUACAAUGGCAACCAGAGUAACGACGACUCCGGUAACUCGUCAUCCGAGCAAAGUCCGCCGAGUUCUCCACCACGCAGCAGUUUGCUCUGCUCAGUCGAGAAUUCUCCCCUGCGGUCUACAUCCUAUGAGCCGAUCAGCUUCGAGAGUAUGGUCAAGCAGACGUCGACCCCCACUGAAGCGUGCCACAAACUAUGGCAGAGUCUCCGCGAGAGCUGCUGCGACAUCGACCAGGUGUCCGAGGGGGAUCUGAAACGACUGCAGCCACUACUGUGGCUGGAGCUGGCCUCCAUUUUUGACAAGAACCACGUCACACUAGACAAGCGAAAACCGUUCAAACGGAAACGCAAGGAGGAAGGUAACGUUUUCGGAGUAUCGCUGAACGCGCUGGUGAGACGAGACCAGCAGAUUACCGGCGAGGAUACCACACUCGUGCCCUUGAUAUUGCAAGCGAUCUUAUCUCAGCUAAGGUUACGCGGUGCUAGAGAGGAAGGCAUUCUGCGAGUGCCAGGCCACAAGCAAAAGACCGAGACACUUUACAACGAGAUCGAGCAAAGUUUCUACUACAAACCGGAAAAAGUAGAGCCGUUGUUCAAAAAGGCCGGCGUUCAUGAUCUGAGCGCACUUCUGAAGCGUUGGCUUCGAGAACUACCUCAACCCUUGCUGGCGAAUGAUCUUGUGCAUUUAUUCUAUCAAACGAAUGUUCUACCUCCACAUGAUCAGUACAGAGCGUUGGCCGUGCUUUGUCAGCUGUUACCACACGAAAAUCGGAACACCCUACGGGAACUACUUAACUUUUUCCGGCUAGUCGUGGACCUGCAGGACUCGAACAAGAUGACGCAACAGAAUGUUGCCACCAUAAUUGCACCCUCGUUCUUUCCGCCAAGAUUCAUACAUCCACCGGACAAGAGCAACAUUGGAGCUCAGGUCCGCAUGGCGGCGCAGUGUUGCCAUCUCACGAACGUACUCAUCACGCUCGCCGACUCUUUGUGGCUGGUGCCGAAUCGUCUAAUCGACCAAAGCAAGAUGAUCAACAAAAACGGACAGCCGAAACGCCAACUGACACGAAAAGCCAAAAAUCUUCCUACAAACAGCAGUGACUUUGUCAUCGAUACCAACCAUAUCCACAGAUUAGUCAUCUAAGCCAGAAUGCUAAAUAAACUAAACGAUAGGUUUUAAGCUCAGACAGACAACGGUUCUACUCCACUUCACUUCCAAACGCAACUAUAUUUAAACCCCAUUUUAAUAGACUGGUAAACUCGUAACACUGGUAACUGUGCAGACUGUACCGAAUUUAAGAUCAGAAAACAAACCAUAAAUUUAAUACUGACUGCUGAGUGAAGCGUGUAUAAUUUCAAAUCUCCGAUGCGUGUAACUCUUCCUGUUGAAUGCUGCAGUUUAUGGCAGUCUAUUACCAUUGCUACUCUAAUUCAAACAAAAAUUAGUUUCAUUUAAUACUUGUGUGUGUAUUGCGUGCGUGUGUAAUAGGGGAAAAGUCUUUUUUUUUUGUUUACCUAUAUAGAAUCACUGCAUCGAAGCGAUUAAUGCACGAAACUGGAAAUGCGCUUCUUGUGUGUUUAUAAUUUACCUAGUAACCUUCGGACCACUAGGGCACGGGGAGGAACGGAACUAAAUAUAGAAUCUAAUCUAAACUUUCCGGCUACAUCUGGUGAGUUCGGCUAUUAUAACAUCUUCCGUCGGAGGUUUAUGCAAUCUGCAGAUCGCGCGGUGCCACUUGGGUGGCACGUGGCAACAUUAGAGAGGGAGCUGUUGUACGUGUACUCUCAUCAUAGGAUAACGAGGAAAACAACACGGUAAUCCGAUGAUGAUGAUAGUCAUGAAAGCAUAUAUAUAUUUAUUUUGGUGAUAUAGUCAAUGAUUGUAUAUACCGGAAAGAAUCGCAAUCAAUUACCCUGUAGAAAUACCACUACUUAUGUGAAAGUGUGCAAGCGAAAUAUUGAAAUAAAGCGAAAUUGUAUAACUAA
Molecule: messenger RNA, 2795 nt
Organism: Wyeomyia smithii (pitcher-plant mosquito)
Lineage: Eukaryota; Metazoa; Arthropoda; Insecta; Diptera; Culicidae
Gene: conu
Product: rho GTPase-activating protein conundrum
Exons: 9
Coding region: 1-1953 (650 amino acids)
Biological process (GO): regulation of small GTPase mediated signal transduction; signal transduction; regulation of actin filament polymerization
Cellular component (GO): cytoplasm
Molecular function (GO): GTPase activator activity
Source: RefSeq, a predicted model, not a curated record